Molecule: messenger RNA, 5652 nt
Organism: Mastomys coucha (southern multimammate mouse)
Lineage: Eukaryota; Metazoa; Chordata; Mammalia; Rodentia; Muridae
Product: leukocyte surface antigen CD47
Exons: 12
Coding region: 562-1611 (349 amino acids)
Biological process (GO): positive regulation of cell-cell adhesion; positive regulation of phagocytosis; positive regulation of inflammatory response
Cellular component (GO): plasma membrane; extracellular exosome
Molecular function (GO): thrombospondin receptor activity
Source: RefSeq, a predicted model, not a curated record
UGGGUGAGAAGGUGGUGAAAGCAGAAGCAGCGCCCACACCGGGGGAGGAGGGAGGAGGACUUGGACAGAGGUUGGGCGGCUCCGAGGUCAGGGCGAGCUUGGCCAGGGGGAGUGGAGAGCAGCCAGGCUGCGCAGGGGCGCGUGCCGUGAGUUCCGGUGAGCGUUGUGUGCCCCACGCUCCGUCUUUCAGGCCGGCCCAGGACGCGAAGCCGGAAGAGAGCUGGAAAGACAGGCCUUGGAGCAGAGAGUGCAACCCGCGCCUCCCGGGUCCAGGCUAGUUCUUUGCGCUCUCCGCCGGAGCCUGCCCAGAGCUGGGUGUGAGGCUGGCGUCACGUCAACGAGCAGAGGCGGCCAGGCGGGGCGGAGUGCGCGUGCGCGGCUAGCGGGGCGUGGGAGCGGGCGCGGGGCUGGCGAGCACGCGCGCGCGCGCACCCCGGGCCAGCCUGGGCGGCCGCUCCUGCCUGUCACGGCUGCGGCGCUGCUGCUGGUCGUUCCCUUGAAGGCAGCGGAGGCGGCGGCUGCUCCAGACACCUGCGGCGGCGACCCCCCGGCGGCGCGGAGAUGUGGCCCUUGGCGGCGGCGCUGUUGCUGGGCUCCUGCUGCGGCGGCUCAGCUCAACUACUGUUAAGCAACGUCAAUUCUGUAGAGUUCACUUCAUGCAAUAAAACUGUGGUCAUCCCCUGCAUCGUCCGUAAUGUGGAGGCGCAAAGCACCGAAGAAAUGUUUGUGAAGUGGAAGUUGAACAAAUCAUAUAUUUUAAUUUAUGAUGGAGGUAAAAAUACCUCUAUAGUAGAACACAACUUUACCAGUGCAAGAAUCUCAGUCUCAGACUUACUCAAAGGCGAUGCCUCGUUGAAAAUGGAUGUGCAUGAGGCCAUGGUGGGAAACUACACUUGUGAAGUGACAGAGUUAUCCAGACAGGGCCAUACUGUUAUAGAGCUGAAAAACCGCACGGCCUUCAACACUGACCAAGGAUCAGCCUGUUCUUACCCCACUACCCCGGCAGGGGACGAGGAGGAGAAAGGAGGUUGCAAAUUAGUUUCGUGGUUUUCUCCAAAUGAAAAGAUCCUCAUUGUUAUUUUCCCAAUUUUGGCUAUACUCCUGUUCUGGGGAAAGUUUGGUAUUUUAACACUCAAAUAUAAAUCCAGCCGUACGAAUAAGAGAAUCAUUCUGCUGCUCGUCGCUGGGCUGGUGCUCACAGUCAUCGUGGUUGUUGGAGCCAUUCUUCUCAUCCCAGGAGAAAAGCCAGUGAAGAAUGCUUCUGGACUUGGCCUCAUUGUAAUCUCUACGGGAAUACUCAUACUACUUCAGUACAAUGUGUUUAUGACAGCUUUUGGAAUGACCUCUUUCACCAUUGCCAUAUUGAUCACUCAAGUGCUGGGCUACGUCCUUGCUGUGGUUGGGCUGUGUCUCUGCAUCAUGGCUUGUGAACCAGUGCACGGCCCCCUUUUGAUUUCAGGUUUGGGUAUCAUAGCUCUAGCAGAAUUACUUGGACUAGUUUAUAUGAAGUUUGUCGCUUCCAACCAGAGGACUAUACAACCUCCUAGGAAAGCUGUAGAGGAACCCCUUAACGCAUUUAAAGAGUCAAAAGGAAUGAUGAAUGACGAAUAAGUGAAAGGAAGUGACGGACUGUAACUUGGAAGUCAGAAGAGGAAGAAUACAGUUGUCUAUGCACCAUGGCCUUCACAACUCACAGCUGGAAGGACAGGCAACAGUAACUGACUUUCAUCCAUGAAGAAAUGUCAUUGAACCAUAAAUGAUUACUACCAUUAAGUUUAUAUUCAAAGCAGCUGUAAUUUACAAAAUAAAAAAAAAAACCAUGAUGUGCUGUGUAACCAAUUGAAAUCCCAUUUUUCUAUUGUUUCUAUUCAACUAGGGGCAAAUGUUUCAGGGGCAACUUCCAAGAAUGAUGCUUUGUUAGAUCCUUGAGUCUCUGAACACUGAGUUUAAAUCGAUUCCAAGUGAGACUCGCCAAGCACUAACCUGAGGGUUAGUUACCCAGAGAUACAUACGAAAACCAGUGGUAUCCAGCAAGCCUUAGUAAACUCAGGUUGCCAGCAGCUUUGCCACUUCCGCUGCUAGCUGAAUAACAAGACUGCCACUUCUGGGUCAUAGUGAUGGAGACGGAAGUAGAAAGAUGAAUGUGGUUGGGCAAAUCCCGUGUGGCCCCUCUGUGUGCUAUGAUAUCGAUGGCACUGGUGUCUUCAUUCUUGGGGGUUGCCAUCCUUCACACACACACCCUUUGACGUACAGUGCACCCAGGUUUUGAAUACUUUUUUUUUUUUUGCACCCUGUCCUGUCCUGCUACUUUGAUUUGUGUUACAAGAUAUAAUACCUUUUUCUCCUCUUUAAACAUGGUCCUGUGACACAGUAGUGUCAGUUGCAGAAAGGAGCCAGACUUAUUCUCAAAGCACUGUGCUCAAACUCUUCAAAGCUAUGGUUGUAACAUAUGUAUUCCAGACCUCUGGUUUAAAGGCAAAAAAAAAAAAAAAAAAAAAAAUCUAGUGUUUUCUUCUCAUGUUUUCUGAUCGGAGGCAUGACAAAGCAAGACUGAAAUCUGAACUGUGUGUCUCCUGCAUGGCAACAUGUGUCUCUGUCAGGCCCUCGCAAGGCCCGGGGAGGGGGUUUUACACCUGUUGUCUCUUUGUUGCAUGCUGAACACUCAUCGCCUUCCUCCUGUAUCCUGCCUCCUACCUCCUGCAGCCUCUCUCCUCUUCUUCCUCCUCCUCCUCCUCCUCCUUCUCCUCCCCUAAGUUUGAAAAGUAAAACAAAAACUACCACAGUCCCUACCCAGUUAGAGGAAAACCAACGUCCUGACAGUUGUGAUCGCAUGGAGUACUUUUAGAUUAUUAGCACUUGUUUUUACCUCGUUUGUGGGCGUGUUUGUAUGUGCACAUGUAUAAAGUAGGCACAUGCGUCUUCUGUACGGGCAAAAGCGAGGCAUCUACAGAAGAGCAGAUGCUUACUUUGUACUUUUUAGUGAAUACAUUCAAAACAACAAAGGUCCUUAUUGGGUGGCAUUAUAUUUGAUGCAAAUCUUUGAGCUCUUUAAAAACGUUAAAACUAGGUAAUGUGCCAAGCUUUUCUGACUGCUCACCAGUGCCCUCUGAAGAAACACCAGUACUUUUUCCUGUUUGUGUAAUAAAGGCAUUCGUAUUCGUGCUUGCAUUACUAAUGGUUAUUUCUUCUUAAUCCACUGAAUGUUUCCAUGUGCCUCUCGUAUGCCAAAUUUUUUGUCAUCGUUCAUGUGGGGACCAAAUGGUUUGUCUGUGGCAAACCUAAACCUAUGAGCUGCUGAGGCCUCUCAGAAAACUGACCACAGUACCAAGAUCGUGCUUCUCAAAGAAAAGUAGGUUCCCUCCCUGGCUUUGUAGCUGUCUCAAAUAUUAGCUUCAUGUGGAGGAGCUGAACGCCUUUAUAUAAAUCCGAUGGCUCCUGAUGCUUUUGGUUCUUCUGAAAAUAUUUACACUCUGCUCAUAUUGUUGGUGACUUAAAUUCAGUUUUGAUGGAGAGAGCAAAAAAUGGGGAUGUACUCAGAACAGUUUCAGUUUUGGGGUUUUGUUUGUUUGUUUGUUUUUUCUGUUUUCUUUCAGGAAAGUCAGGUGUGAAAAUCUUUGUAGUCAAUUUUUUUUUUACGAACUAAAGUUGUACCUUUUACUAUGUAGUCAACGCCCCUCUGCUCGGGGUUCAGUCUUGGGUCUUAACCAGCUGUCAUGUUCUCUACGCUGCCCGCCACUUGAGGCACUGAAUGCCCUAGACAGUCCCAUCGGUGGUCGCUAGGGAAAUGCAAGACGAACUCAACUCUUGCUCCUAAUAACCAGCUUCUCUGUAUGAAGGAUGGCAGCAUUAAGAGUCCUCCUGCCUGGGCAUUAUUGGGCCAGUUCACCCUCUUUAAAUCAAACCCGCAGUGGCUCCCAGUUCUCGUCCUAUCAGAUUUAAAUUGCUAACAGUAUGGUGGGCACCACACAUCUGUUUUGUCCCACGGUGUGCUUUUCUCUCCCUGAUCCCGGUUUCUGCUGUCAUAUCCUCUAUUCAAUUUUUAUUUAUUGUCUGCUCUCCAUUUAGACAGUAGUAGAGAGCAGGGCCAUUUGUCACUUUCUGCAACAGUUUUUCGAGCCUUUAUGGCUGAAUUCCAUUUUUCUUCUCUUUCAACUGUUUGCUCCAGCCCUCCUCCCUCACGGCUGUCCUUUACGGCCACCCCCAUCCAUCUGGGGGCCUUUUUCAUCUCUCACUUACCCUUCCUGGUGCUUCAUGGAUCUCUGCUUACCUCUGUGGGGUUUUUUUCUUGUUGGUUUUAUUUUUCUUCUCUCUCUCUCUCUCUCUCUCUCUCUCUCUCUCUCUCUCUUUCUCUCUCUCUCUCUCUUUCUUUCUCUUUGGUCUUAUCCUUCUCACUGGACUUUAAGAUUCCUUCCACAGCGAAAGCGCUGCUUCCUUCUCUGUCUGCGGUGUUCUGCGUACUUUAGAUACUACUCAGUGCUGAAGUUUGAUGGCAAAAGUUGCCUACACUUAAAUUUCUGUUUUUAAUAGGGUGAGCUAGAGUUUUUUUUCUUCUCUUUUCUUUUUUUUUUUUCUUUUGAUAAAUCUCACAUACUUUGAAAAUUAUAAAAGGUGAGAGUUCACCUGAAAAUUGCAGGCCUAGUCUGUUUAAAUCAUUGAGAAAUAUCCGAUUAAAGGUCACAGGGCUGUAUCUUAAUAGGCUUUCUUUUGGGAUGUUGUAGUCAGUAGAGUGACUGAAUCGUACUUGAGUUUAUAAAGCUCAAAAAGUGAUGCAUCUGCUCUGCUAUUAUCAUAUUAGUAAGAGUUCAGCUAUAUAUCAUUGUCUAGGUUUAUCUUGUCCUACAGUGGGUAUUUGAAUAUGGCCACCAGACGAUAUGUGUAAAUAUAAGCGCCUGUAUUUGCCUGUUGUUGAGAACUGGAGGGAAAAAAUAUCUGGCAACCCUUUGCCUUUUUACUGUAAUUAAUUGACAGUUUAUUUAGAGACAAGAGUUUUCAAACAUCUCUUAACUGCCUCAACCCACUGGGGGUCUUGUUUUGCCAUCUUCAGUGGCUAUCAGAUGACCCAAGUUAACUUUAAAGAGAUGAACAGUAGCCAGGAAAUUGUCCUGCCUUUAACUUUGACUGUCCUUAAUUAUGACUGUUUAAUGCUGAAUUCUCCACAAAUCUAGUGUUUGAGGGUAAAAAAAAAAGGCAUUUUUAAUAAGCAUUUCUGUAAGACGGCAUCGGUGGGAUCUUCAGUAUUGUUAUUGCGGAUGGAAGAGGGAAACAUUUUUUAUUUUUAUUAAACAGAGCAUUAUUUACAGAAAGCCAUUGUUGAGAAUUAGUUCCCACAUCAUAUAAAUACCUAUUAACCAUUCUAAAUUGUAAGAGAACUCCAGUGUUGCUAUGCACAAGGAACUCUCCUGGGAGCCUUUUUGCAUAGCAAUUAAAGGUAUGCUAUUUGUCAGUAGCCAUUUUUUGCAGUGAUUUAAAGACCAAAGUUGUUUUACAGCUGUGUUACCCUUAAAGGUUUUUUUUUAUGUAUUAAGUCAAUUUAUCACUGUUUGAAGCUUUGAAUACCUGCAAUCUUUGCCAAGAUACUUUUUUAUUUAAAAAAAUAACUGUGUAAAUAUUACCCUGUAAUAUUAUAUAUACUUAAUAAAACAUUUUAAGCUA